Molecule: messenger RNA, 1017 nt
Organism: Entrophospora candida
Lineage: Eukaryota; Fungi; Glomeromycota; Glomeromycetes; Entrophosporales; Entrophosporaceae
Source: the annotation of a GenBank genome assembly
AUGAUAUUGCGAGAAAUGUUAUUUACCGUUUCUUGGUUAUUGGGUUCAAUAUCAGUAACAACAUAUUUAGCCGGUAUAUUAAGAACAAUACCAAGAAUGCAUUUCUAUCGACAAAAUCCAGAAUAUAAAACACUUUACCUACCAAGUAUUCAAAACACAGCUAUCAUCUACUUUUGUUAUGUAUUCACAAUAGGAAUUACACUCACGACAUGCUCAUUUUUCAUCGGCUAUUUGGAAACCAACCCAAAUUCAAUAGUGAUAGCAUACGUUUUGAAAUCUGUUGAGUUUAGUGUUUUUGCAAUUUGUUGCUUCUUGAUGUCAUUUGGAUACAUAAUAUAUGGUAGUAAAUUGAUCAGUAUAGCAAGUGAAGGUAUACACUUAUUGGAAGGUGUAAAUGAUUAUCAAAGUCAUAUUAAAUCAAAAAAUUCUCGUAAUACUACUCAUAGUCUAUCAGGAUUAGAAUUGGAAAUUAAACAUAAAAGAUUAAAACGUAGUGUCCGCAAGAUGCGUAUAAUAAAUAUGUCAUUUAUUUCUUCUAUAAUAAUUUUAGGAAUAAUAUUGGCUGCUUCUGCAAUCUUCUGCAAACAAUUAUAUGAAAACCUAAUCAGUAAUAAAGUAUUUGCUGCAUUUACUAAUUUAUUUCCAAUGUUAGUAAAUGUUGCUGUAAUGGCAGGAAUAGCAUAUGGUGAAAUGACAGUUCAUAAUAAAUAUGAAAUAGGUUUUGAAAAUAAUAUUACUUCUUCCAUAUCAACAAAUAAUCCACUUCCACCAAGAGAAUCAAUUGAGACAAUAGCUGUUCAUACGAGAGAUCCUUCAACUGAUUCAGAAUCUCCUUUACUAUUAUUGCCUCCACCUGUGAUCUUGUCUACAAUAAAUGAUAUUAGCAGCAAUAAUAUUAGCAGAAAUGAUAUUUACCGUAAUAAUAAUGGUGGUAGAUCUUCAUUUGCUACAACAACAAGUUCUUUAAAUUCACCAAUAAAUUCAACUCCAAUGAGAAUAAAUUAUUCAUACAUUUAA